AGAAAGCCAAGCGGCAAUCAAAACGGAGCCUAGUUUAGCUUAGCCUGGUGCUGCGGUUCUGCGGUUUCGGUAUGUCCUGAAAUGCUGCUGUCGCGUAGUACAUUUUGCGCUUUGCCUACAGCGUCCGUGUAUGGAUGUGUCAGUCGCGUUUUCGGAGUUACACCUCUUCUAAGACGAAGCAGCAGCUAUAAAAACAUAAAGAAAUGUUACCAAGUUCUCGGAAUCGGCGAAGACUCCAGCAUGAAGGAGGUAAAAGAAGCCUUCGUUCAGUUGGCUCGAAAGUACCAUCCGGACAGUGGGAGCGACACGGCGAGCGCUGAUAAGUUCGACGAAAUCAAGACCGCCUACGAGAGUGUUCGGGAUCACCUGUCCGGAGAUGCCGCUCCGGCUUACGACGACGUCAACGAAGUCCUGGAAAAAGAUUUUGGCAUUAAGCAUACGGUUCCGCAGCACCGACAGUACCUGAGCUACGAUGGCGUCGGUCACGGUACACCUACCCAGCGGUGGCAGCAGUACCAACAGCACCGGCUCCAGCAGGCCGUGGAGCGGGUGCACGACCACCGCGUGAGCAAGGGCGACGCGCCCAAGGAGAUCGUCCUCAAGGACGCCACGCUGGCGCGGCAGUACAAGACCACUCAAGCCAUCGAGCGGCUGGUGGAGGACCUGAUCCAGGAGUCGAUGGCGCGCGGCGAGUUCAACAACCUGCCGGGCUCCGGAAAGCCGCUCAAGUUCGCGCCCGAGAACCCCUACGUGGACAGCACCACCCGAAAGCUCAAUGAGGUGCUUAUCACUAACGGCUACGUGCCCGAGUGGGUCAUGCUGGAGCGCGAGAUCUCCGAGGAGAAGCGGCGGCUACGCAGCGCGCUUUCCGAGCGCCGAUCACAGCUGGGUGCGGCGCCGCUCGCUGGCGACGAACAGCGCUCGUGGCAGGAAGCCGUGCGCAGCAUGGACUCGGCGGCGGCGCAGAUCAACCGCAAGAUCGACAAGUUCAACAUGGUCGUGCCGCUGCUCAGCAAACAGCAGGGACGAAGAUCAGGAGGUCAUACCGGAUGCGGAGACCAUGGAGUUUUAUCGAAUUGGUCCACCGGUGCCUUCCAUCUUGAGAAAACCAGGAGAGCGAUCGAAACGAAUGGAAGUCUCUCGAAGAGUGUCCUUCUCAAAGGACGUCUCAGAAGGGUCGUCGGAGUCUCUCAAUCGUCGAUUGCGCUUCAACGCCCCUCCACCUGGAAGGACGCUCAGGAAGAAACAGAGCAUCUCGAUCAUCGCGUUUUGUUCCUUCGCCAUGGUCACCCUGGUGGGCGUCUUCUGGGGCUACAUCAUCCACGGCAUCGUCCACACAGAAGGACAGGAGUGACGCCUGUGCCCACUUACCGAAACAGGGAAUACUUGAAGGCUAGUCCUCAGGAAGAAGUCCUGAGGGACCUCGACGACUCGGACUAUGCUGUCCCCAACUUGGUGUUCCUCACGGAGCGGUCCAGGCAUCGCCGGCUCCGGACGCCCGUGGUGGUCCUGAGGCGACACCCGCCGCCCAUAGUAUCGGAAACGCCUUCGCUGCUGACGAGGCGCUGGAACCGCACACGGACCUACCGACCUCGGCGGCGCUCCGUUAACGCCACGACGACGCACCGACGGCGCGGCAGGCCCACGCGCAAGCCCACACGCAAGCCCGUGUUCCAAUGGCGCUCCAAGGUGCUCGUGAGUCCCGCGUCCACGUCCGAGACCGACAGCAUCGGCAGGCCGCCGUCGGUCGUUGAGGACGAGUCCGCUUCGCCGUCCCAGCUUCCUCCCGAGGCGACCUCUGGAGAGAGAAACAAUGGCGGAGGCGAGAACGCCCUGUUUCCUGGCGAUGACGUCGAAGUCAGUGUCAGCGACGGCUCGCGAGAGACCGGCUUUCGCAGCAGGCGGGGCGGGCUUCUGGGCACUCGCGUGACCCUCGGAGCCGCCUCCGACAACGACACUUCCUUGGUCGGCAACGGCACCGAGGUCACCUACUUCGCUGGACACGCUGUGGACAGCAAUGACACGCGGCAGGACAACUCGUCCGGCAUAGGAGCGCCGCAAGAAUCGUCGCACGAAUCUUCGGCCGACGAUUAUGAGGGUGACCGCAGCGAUCCCGGUGGGAAGGAGGAGGAGGUCGUGUCUUCAAACGCCUUGUUAAGCGAGGACGAGGAGCGGGCAGCAAAUGACGCUCUUGAUCACGUGUGGCGAAACGAGUCGUUGCAUCCCGCCCUGGUCGACGAAGAGACAAGAAACGGUGCUUUUGAGGUGAACGCGACGACAACAUUGAACGUGAAUGUCACAACGAAGGCGUCCGAGGCAGUGGCUCUGGGAGGAGUCGUAAACGGCACCGAAACAGACUAUUACGACUAACGGUGUGCGUGAGAAAGCAAUUAUUCUUGCCUGCAUUCAUUUCAUCAUCGUCUCUUGAUGACGUUCUGUCGAAUCAUUCAUCUUAUGUAUAUUCCCGUUACCACUCAUUAAACGUUUUUUCCCCUUC
Messenger RNA from Rhipicephalus sanguineus (brown dog tick), 2497 nucleotides. RefSeq lists its product as uncharacterized. The transcript is spliced from 13 exons. The coding region runs from base 82 to 2370 and encodes 762 amino acids. NCBI's taxonomy places the organism in Eukaryota, Metazoa, Arthropoda, Arachnida, Ixodida, Ixodidae. The record is from RefSeq and is a predicted model, not a curated record.